This is a messenger RNA of Anopheles marshallii, 390 nucleotides long. Its product is annotated as cuticle protein 16.5-like. NCBI's taxonomy places the organism in Eukaryota, Metazoa, Arthropoda, Insecta, Diptera, Culicidae. The transcript is spliced from 2 exons. The coding region runs from base 1 to 390 and encodes 129 amino acids. The record is from RefSeq and is a predicted model, not a curated record.
AUGAAGUCUUUGAUUUUCCUUGGACUUAUUGCCAUCGUGCGGGCAGCUCCGGGAUACCCCGGUGGAUACUACGGUGACCACGGUCUUUCGUAUGUAGCUGCUCCCGCACCAAUCGUCAAGUACGCAGCUCCGGCCGUAUCUGUCGUACAUGCCGCUCCCGCCCCAGUGCUCAAGUACGCCGUGGCACCGGCACCGAUCGUGAAGGCGGUAGCACCGGCAGCCACCAGCUAUGCCACCAUUCACCAGGUUCACGCCCCGGUUGUGCAUGCCGCGCCGGUGGUGAAGUACGCCGCACCGGCCCCGGUGGUAUCAUACGUCCAUUCGGCACCGGUGGUUGCACACGCUCCGGCUCCACUGCUCAAGUACGCACCAGCUUACCAUGGAUGGUAA